This is a messenger RNA of Neltuma alba, 3955 nucleotides long. Its product is annotated as DNA-directed RNA polymerase III subunit 2. The record is from RefSeq and is a predicted model, not a curated record. The transcript has 38 exons. NCBI's taxonomy places the organism in Eukaryota, Viridiplantae, Streptophyta, Magnoliopsida, Fabales, Fabaceae. Gene Ontology annotation, molecular function: ribonucleoside binding; DNA-directed RNA polymerase activity; DNA binding. Bases 1 to 3507 code for a protein of 1168 amino acids. Gene Ontology annotation, biological process: DNA-templated transcription.
AUGGCAUAUUUGAAGAGCUUCAAUGGCAGAACCUUUUCUCUGACUUGGUGGGGCAUCAAUGGCGGCAAAGAAGAUGGGUUUCUCGGGUUCAGUGUUGGCGUUGAUAAGCAAUAUCUUGCCGCACCUGUAAAAUCAGCUGUCGACAAAUUUCAGCUUCUUCCCGAGUUCCUGAAGGUUAGAGGAUUGGUGAAGCAACAUUUGGAUUCGUUUAACUAUUUUGUGAAAACCGGCAUUAAGAAAAUCGUUCGUGCAAAUGACCGUAUUGUGGCGUCAAAGCACCCGAGCAUAUAUUUAAGGUUUAAGGAUGUCAGAAUUGGUGAGCCUUCAAUAAUGGUAGAUGGUAGUCCAGAGAAAAUUACACCACAUACAUGCCGCUUAUCUGACCAGACAUAUACGGCUCCAAUAUUGGUUAAUAUUGAGUAUAUUCAAGGAGGCCCUGGUCAGAUGGCUAAAGUGGAGAAGAAUGAUGUUGUUAUUGGAAGGAUGCCUAUUAUGUUAAGGAGUUGCUGUUGUGUCCUGUAUGGGAAAGAUGAAGCUGAACUUGCAAAACUUGGUGAGUGCCCUCUUGAUCCUGGUGGGUAUUUCAUAAUCAAAGGAACAGAAAAGGUGAUGUUAAUGCAAGAGCAACUUUCAAAGAAUAGAAUAAUUAUUGACACAGACAAGAAGGGAAACAUCACUGCAUCUGUUACAAGCAGUACGGAAGCAAUAAAAUCCAAAACAGUUGUUGUGAUGGAAAAGGAGAAGAUUUGGUUGCAAUUAAAUCAAUUUCCUAAAAAGGUCCCUAUUAUGAUUGUAAUGAAAGCUAUGGGGAUGGAGAGUGAUCAGGAGGUUGUACAAAUGCUUGGAAGAGAUCCCCGUUAUAGUUCACUACUUUUACCGUCUAUUGAGGAAUGUGCAAAAAAUGGUGUAUAUACUAAAGAGCAAGCGCUGGAGUAUCUAGAGUCAAAGGUCAAGAAGUCCAUGUUUGCAAGUGAUUCAUUUGAAAGGGAAGGCAGAGCAUACUCUGUCCUGAGAGAUGUAUUUCUUGCAAAUGUGCCAGUGCAUCAGAAUAAUUUUAGGCCAAAAUGUGUAUAUGUUGCUGUUAUGAUCAGACGCAUGAUGGAUGCUAUUCUAAAUAAGGAUACCAUGGAUGACAAGGAUUAUGUGGGGAACAAGCGGCUGGAGUUAUCUGGCCAAUUAGUAUCUCUUCUUUUUGAGGAUCUCUUUAAGACGAUGAUAAGUGAAGUUAAGAUGUACGUUGAUAAAUUCUUGGAGAAGAAUAACAAGACAAACCGCUUUGACUUUUCUCAUUAUGUUACUAGAGACUUUAUCACAUCUGGGCUGGAAAGGACUCUCUCGACUGGUAAUUUUGACAUCAAAAGGUUCAAGAUGCACAGAAAAGGGAUGACCCAGGUGCUAGCUAGGUUAUCAUUUAUAGGGACCAUGGGGCAUGUGACAAGAAUCUCUCCGCAGUUUGAGAAAUCCAGGAAAGUAAGUGGACCUAGAGCUUUACAGCCUAGCCAGUGGGGAAUGCUUUGUCCCUGUGAUACUCCAGAAGGCGAGGCCUGUGGAUUGGUGAAAAACCUGGCUUUGAUGACUCAUGUUACUACUGAUGAAGAGGAGGGCCCCCUAAUUUCUCUGUGCUAUUCUUUGGGUGUUGAAGAUUUGGAACUGCUCUCUGGGGAAGAGCUUCACACGCCAAAUUCAUUUCUUAUUAUUUUUAAUGGGCUGAUACUUGGCAAGCAUCGGAGGCCACAGCGUUUUGCUACUGCAAUGAGAAAGUUGAGGAGGGCUGGAAAAAUUGGCGAGUUUGUAAGUGUUUUUGUCAAUGAAAAGCAGCGGUGUGUUUACUUGGCUUCAGAUGGCGGUAGAGUUUGUCGUCCACUCGUCAUUGCUGACAAGGGCAUAUCAAGAGUCAAAGAGCAUCAUAUGAAGGAGUUAAUGGAUGGAGUGCGCACAUUUGAUGAUUUUUUACGUGAUGGCUUGAUUGAGUAUCUUGAUGUUAAUGAGGAAAACAAUGCCCUGAUUGCUUUAUAUGAAGGAGAUGCUACAGCAGAAACUACUCAUAUUGAAAUUGAGCCUUUUACCAUCUUAGGGGUUAUUGCAGGGCUUAUUCCCUAUCCUCAUCAUAAUCAGUCACCCCGAAACACUUAUCAGUGUGCGAUGGGAAAACAAGCUAUGGGGAAUAUAGCUUACAAUCAGCUUUGCCGGAUGGACACCUUGUUGUACCUACUGGUUUAUCCUCAACGACCUUUGCUGACUACCAGGACAAUUGAACUGGUUGGGUAUGAUAAGCUUGGAGCCGGCCAGAAUGCCACAGUGGCUGUUAUGAGCUAUAGUGGCUAUGACAUAGAGGAUGCAAUUGUCAUGAACAAGGCAUCUCUUGAUCGUGGGUUUGGCCGUUGCAUUGUUAUGAAAAAGUACACUGCUAUUAAUCAAAAGUAUGAUAAUAACACAUCAGAUAGGAUACUUAGGCCUGAUAGAACUGCAGAUAAUGCGGGGCGUAUGCAGAUACUUGAUGAUGAUGGGCUUGCUGCACCUGGGGAAAUUAUAAGGCCAAAUGACAUAUAUAUCAAUAAACAAUCCCCUAUCAAUACGAAGACUGAAAUGAAAGGAUCUGCUGCAAAUUUGCCUGAUAGCGCAUAUCAACCUAGUAUACAAACAUUCAAAGGUCCUGAAGGAGAAUCUUGUGUAGUGGACAGAGUGGUUCUGUGCUCUGAUAAGGAUAACAACAUGUGUAUCAAAUUUUUGAUUCGUCAUACUCGUAGGCCAGAGCUUGGUGACAAAUUUAGCAGCAGACAUGGGCAAAAAGGUGUUUGUGGAACAAUCGUUCAGCAGGAAGACUUCCCAUUUUCUGAGCGUGGCAUUUGUCCUGAUCUGAUUAUGAAUCCUCAUGGAUUUCCUAGUCGUAUGACAGUUGGAAAGAUGAUAGAGCUACUUGGGGGAAAGGCUGGGGUUUCGUGUGGUAGAUUCCAUUAUGGAAGUGCUUUUGGAGAAAGAAGUGGCCAUGCCGACAAGGUUGAAACUAUAAGUGAAACUCUUGUGAAGCAUGGGUUCAACUACAGUGGGAAAGACUUCAUUUAUUCAGGUAUUACGGGUUGCCCGUUGCAAGCAUAUAUUUUUAUGGGGCCAAUUUACUACCAGAAAUUAAAACACAUGGUGCUUGAUAAAAUGCAUGCUCGAGGAAAUGGUCCACGUGCAAUGAUGACUAGACAACCUACAGAAGGGAGGGCUAGAAAUGGAGGUCUACGGGUUGGAGAAAUGGAACGUGAUUGUUUGAUUGCUUAUGGUGCUAGUAUGUUGAUUUAUGAGAGGCUUAUGUUAUCUAGUGAUCCUUUUGAAGUUCAGGUCUGUAGGAAGUGUGGCUUGUUAGGGUAUUACCACCAUAAGCUGAAAACUGGAAUUUGUUCAUUUUGUAAAAAUGGAGAUAAUAUUUCUGCCAUGAAACUACCGUAUGCUUGCAAGCUCUUGAUCCAGGAGCUUCAAUCAAUGAAUAUUGCACCUCGCUUGAAACUGGCAGAGGCAUAAAGGAGUGAAGACUAGAUUCUCUCCUCUCUUUUUUUCCCGCUUUAUUUAGGCGUGCUUAAAUACUCUAGCAACUUCACGUUUUUGGAUCUCUUGAUGUGAAGCACAUACUCUUCUGCCACACACUUUUAUAUGCAACUGGAGAUUCUUGGACAUAAACGACAGGAGAGAUUCCAUUGGCGAGUCGUAAGGUGAUGAGCUGCUUCUUGCUUUGUAAAUUAAAAUGUAAAGGAUAGCCAUUCCAUCGAAAAUUGAAGAUGGAAGUAUAAAGGAAAAAAAAAAUCAUUUUAUCCCAAAUUAGGGGUUUUAAAUUUUGAAAUUAUCUUCAAGAAUGUAAUGACAUAAGUAAUAGCAUGAAAUACCAAAUUCUAUGUAUAUACGUGAUAUAAAUUUAAGUCUCUCCAGUAUGAAACUGUAAUUUUAAAUAUAGUUGAUGGGAAGUCUUCAAUUA